UGUAUAGCUAGAUUCAACAGGACUCUUCCACAGCGCAGCAGUGUCUAGCAAACUCUGGUGUGGUCCAGAGAGGCUGUGGUCACUGAUCUGACAGCUACGUCCACAGCUUCAGGUAAAGUGGGCAGUGAAGUACCGUCUGCUUUGACCAGGGACAGAGAGUGUCUAAAUAAAUUGAAGGGUAUUUCAACAACCCAAAGACAACUUCACACCUAUGUAAGGAAACAAGGGUCAGGAAACAUCAAUCGGCAAAUAGAAGUGUGAAGCCUGGAAAGCAAGAUGAGCAUUUCGGGAAGCAGUUGUGGAAGCCCUAAUUCUACAGAUGUAUCCAAUGACUUCAAGGAACUCUGGACAAAGCUAAAAGAGUAUCAUGAUAAGGAAGUACAAGGUUUACAGAUAAAAGUAACCAAACUGAAAAAGGAACGAAUUUUAGAUGCACAAAGACUAGAAGAAUUCUUCACUAAAAAUCAACAGCUGAGAGACCAACAGAAAGUCCUUCAGGAAACCAUUAAAAUUUUAGAAGAUAGGUUGCGAGCAGGAUUGUGCGAUCGCUGUGCAGUAACUGAAGAACAUAUGCACAAAAAGCAGCAGGAGUUUGAAAACAUCCGGCAGCAGAAUCUUAAGCUGAUCACAGAGCUUAUGAAUGAAAAGAAUACUCUUCAGGAAGAAAACAAAAAGCUUUCUGAGCAAUUGCAGCAGAAAAUUGAAAAUGAUCAACAGGAGCAAGUAGCUGAGUUUGAAUGUGAGGAAAACAUUAUUCCAGACUCACCAGUAACAUCCUUUUCAUUUUCUGGCAUUAACCGUCUACGAAGAAAGGAGAAUCUCCAUGUCCGAUACAUAGAACAAACACAUACUAACUUGGAGCACUCCGCAUGUACAAAUGAGUUAAGAAAAAUAUCCAAGGCUUCACCUCCUCCACCACAUCACUCUGAGGAACCCGAAAUUCUAGUCGCUGACACUUGCAGACAGACUCACUCACCAGUAGCUAAAAUAUGUGGAACAAGCAGUUAUCCCAUGGAUAAGUCAUCUUUUAAUUUAGAUACUGUUGUUGCUGAAACACUUGGACUUAAUGUUCAAGAAGACUCUGAACCCCAAUGUCCUACGAGCCCUCUUGGAGAUGAGCUCUACCGUUGUCUCAAAGAUCACAAAGAACAGCCUUCCGGGGAGCCUGCAAGAAGUGGUGAAGAUAGUCCAAGAGUUUCAGACUCUGCUUCAAAGACACCUCCCCAAGAAUUGACUCCUCGGGUGUCAUCUCCUGUAUUUGGAGCUGCCUCUACUGUGAAAACCCAUUUGGGUUUGAAGACAAGUUUCUCCCCUUCACUUUUAGACUUUGGGAAAAAAAACCUUCUAAAGACAGCUCCCGUUAGCAACGUUUCUGUUUCUAGAUCAGAGAAAGUUAGAUCAAAAUCUGAAGACACUCUUUUCACACAACAUAGUGUUGGGUCUGAAGUAAACAAGGUCAUUAGCCAGUCAUUUCCUAAUAAGCAGAUACUUACAAAUAAAAAUGUAAGUGAAUCUAUAGAUGUAGAUUCUGAUCACAUUAAAGAUGUUAUUACUGAUAAAUAUUUGGUGUCUUUGAAAUCACUUGGAAGCAAAGCAUCCAAGAGGAAGAGGACUGAGGAAGAGAAUGAACAUGCAGUCAACUGUCCCCAAACUUGUUUUGAUAAGGAAAAUGCCCUUCCCUUUCCAAUGGAGAAUCAGUUCUCUGUGAAUGGAGACCAUGUGAUGGAUAAACCUCUGGACCUGUCAGAUCGGUUUGCAACUAUUCAGUGUCAAGAGAAGAUUCACACAAAUGAAACUUCUAAAAACAAACUUAAGCAAGCAACCAUUUAUGAGGCUUUGAAGCCCACUCCAAAAGGUUCCUCCUCAGGCCGGAAGGCUGUGAGUGUGGCCUGCAUGUUAGCCAAGGACUCUUCAGAAACAUACUGUUUACAGCAGUGUGUCCUCCAGCCCUCUAGUAAAGUCUCUCCAGACCAUAAAACACCAUUACAGAUAAAAGAAGAAAAUCCUAGCUUCAAAACCCCUCUGUGUUCACAGGAAAGUCUGGAGACAGAGAAUCUUUUUAGUGACAUGAAGGGUGCUAUCUCUCUUGUGCCAACAAGAGUAAAGAGCAGAUCAGUCCACGGAGGAUGUGAGCUGGCGUCAGUUCUUCAGCUAAACCCCUGUAGAGUUGCUAACACGAAGUCUCUGCCCAACAAGCAAGACGUGUCCUUUGAAAACAUCCAGUGGAGUGUGGACCCAGGAGCAGACCUUUCUCAGUAUAAGAUGGACGUAACUGUAAUAGACACAAAGGAUAGCAGUCACUCAAGAUUAGGAGGAGAAACAGUGGACAUGGACUGUACAUUGGUCAGUGAAACCGUGCUUUUAAAAAUGAAGAAACAAGAGCAAAAAGAAAAAAGUCCAAAUGGAGACAUAAAAAUGAAUGAUAGCUUGGAAGAUAUGUUUGAUCGGACAACACAUGAAGAAUAUGAAUCCUGUUUGGCAGAUAGCUUUUCCCACGUACCAGAUGAGGAAGAAUCAUCUGCUUCCACAAAGACACCAAACAUACCUGGUGAUAAACAAGAUAGAGUCAAGCAGAAAGCAUUUGUGGAGCCGUAUUUUAAAGAUAAAGAGAGAGAAACUAGUAUACAGAAUUUUCCUUAUAUUGAUGUAGUUCGGAAAAAAGAAGAGAGAAAGAAAUUGCUUGGUCACACAUGUAAGGAAUGUGAAAUUUUUUAUGCAGAUUUGCCCGCAGAAGAGAGAGAGAAGAAGUUGACUUCCUGCUCAAGACACCGAUUUCGCUACAUCCCACCCAGCACGCCAGAGAAUUUCUGGGAAGUUGGUUUUCCUUCUACCCAGACGUGUGUGGAAAGAGGUUACAUCAAAGAAGAUCUUGAUCUUUGCCCUCGUCCCAAAAGACGACAGCCUUACAAUGCGAUGUUUUCUCCAAAAGGCAAGGAGCAGAGGACCUAGAUGUUGGAGUAAAACACAACAGAAGACCUUUUUUGUUUUUUAUUUUAGUUAUUUAUAGUUAAAGUUGUAAUAAACAUUGAUCUUUGAUUUUUUUUGAUCUUCUAUAAAUUGACUUAUAAAUGAGUUUUCUAUUAAAAAUGUUCUAAAUGGCAUUUAUCUAUCAUACAAGUAACUUUCAAAUGUG
Meriones unguiculatus (Mongolian gerbil) is the source of this 3133-nucleotide messenger RNA. It is a transcript of the gene Rbbp8, whose product is annotated as RB binding protein 8, endonuclease. The coding region runs from base 277 to 2949 and encodes 890 amino acids. Gene Ontology annotation, cellular component: site of double-strand break. Gene Ontology annotation, biological process: double-strand break repair via homologous recombination; DNA double-strand break processing involved in repair via single-strand annealing. The transcript has 19 exons. Lineage: Eukaryota; Metazoa; Chordata; Mammalia; Rodentia; Muridae. The record is from RefSeq and is a predicted model, not a curated record. Gene Ontology annotation, molecular function: Y-form DNA binding; flap-structured DNA binding; double-stranded DNA binding.